This is a messenger RNA of Blastomyces gilchristii SLH14081, 2406 nucleotides long. RefSeq names its product acyl-CoA dehydrogenase. The transcript has 3 exons. Gene Ontology annotation, molecular function: flavin adenine dinucleotide binding. The coding region runs from base 727 to 2199 and encodes 490 amino acids. NCBI's taxonomy places the organism in Eukaryota, Fungi, Ascomycota, Eurotiomycetes, Onygenales, Ajellomycetaceae. The record is from RefSeq and is a predicted model, not a curated record. Gene Ontology annotation, biological process: fatty acid beta-oxidation using acyl-CoA dehydrogenase; butyrate catabolic process.
CUCAGCGGCUAUUUGGCAACAACGUCCAAGAGACAGACUGCCAUCGUCCGGAUAGACACAACUCGUUUUCUGCAUGGAGACCUGACAGGCAAACGUGUGGGAACUUUGAUAGCAGCAAGCCAGAGCCAUGAGUUGCAGAACAAUUUCAAGGAUGAGUUUCAAGGAUUCGAUGCUUUCAGUUGUCACUUUCUUUCUAAAUGCUGAGAAUCAUCACUUCUGUCCCUUGUUGACAGGAACCAUAUACAUGCACAUCCAGAUCAAACCGCUCAUUAAUAUAAUUGAUGAGUCUUCCCCAGUUGUUACUAUUAUUCAUCGAUCUUGCCAUAGAAGUCUUUCAAGAAAUUGCUUCGAAACAAAUGUUUUGGUUCAAAAAUAUCAAGCAACAACGCUUGGCGCUAGCCCCUGAUAGCCGGAAACGUCACCGAGGAGCAAGACUCGGCUCGGCUCCAUCGCCCUAAAUUUGCGGGGGACGGUUUCCGGCGGCAGGCAAAGCUAUCAAUAACAGGCCUCUUCCCAGUGCAAUGAUGAUAUGACGACGACGAUAUAAUUACGUGCUUCUAUUGUUAACUCUCUGUUUUUACUAGCGGCUCUAAUAUACUAUUUUCUUCUGAGAUUUUAUUUUCCCAUAGUAGCCCUCGCUCAUCUUUGCUACAUAAACAUUAGGAAACCUGUCGCCGCCGAUCAAAAGCUUCACUUCUUUAAUUGUUUCCACGUAGUUUGAUUAUCAUGUCGCAAUCUCAGAGCAGCAUGAAUUUCCAUCUUCCGGCAGAUCUGGUUUCUUACAUUUCCUCCCUCGACAAAUUCAUCGAGAACACCAUCCUCCCCUUACAGCAUGCUAGGGAUAACAAUCGUUUCUUCGACUAUCGACGAGAACAUGCACGAACUGAUUGGGAUAAUGGAGGAUUACCACGUAAAGAAUGGGAAGCGUUACUAGCCCAAGCACGCAAACUCUCUGACCAAGAAGGCUUCUACCGAUUCUCCCUUCCCAAAAUAUACGGUGGGCAAGCUAACCCUAACACAAACCUCUGGAUGUGCGCUAUCCGCUACCACCUAGCCUCGCACCCAGUCUAUGGAGGCGGCGUCUCUCUCGCAAACGACCUCCAAAACGAACACAGCGUCAUCGGCAAUUUCCCAAUCGUGCUCAUGCUGCACCACUUUGGGAACGAAGAGCAGCGCAGCACGCUCAUCCCCGCCCACCUGAAGGGUCAGUUCCGCGCGACCUUCGGCCUGACAGAGCCCAAACACGGCAGUGAUGCCACCUUCAUGGAGACAGCUGCCCGUCCCGCUCAGCGAGAAUACCCGGCAGGUUCAGGCGCUGCCAACGCCGUGGACGGCUUCGUAAUCAACGGCGCCAAAAAGUGGCAGACGGGCGCGCACAACUGUACGCACAUGAUCAUCUUCGCGCGGACGUCCGGCGCCCCGGGCUCGGCACGGGGGAUCACCGCCUUCCUCGUGCCACGCGAGACACCGGGCGUCAACAUCCUCAGCUACGAAUGGACGCUUAACAUGCCCACGGACCACGCGACGGUGGCUCUAGAGGACGUCUUCGUGCCGCGCUCUGCGGUGCUGGGGGAGCUGGAUAGGGGUCUUGCGAUCGCACAGACGUUCGUGCACGAGAACCGGAUCCGGCAAGCGGCGUCUUCGUGCGGGGCUGCGCGCUUCUGUCUCGACAAGGCGAUCGAGUAUGCCAACGAGAGGGAGAUUUGGGGCAAGGGAAAGACGCUCUCGGAUAACCAGGCGAUUCAGUUCCAGGUGGUGGAGCUGAUGACGCAGGUGGAGAUGUUGAGAUUGUUGAUAUUGCGCACGGGGUGGGAGAUGGAUCAGGUCACGGCGGAGUGUGGGGGUCAUAUCGACUCGCCCGUGCCAGGGUCCAAGAAGCCGUGGGUGGAGAUUGAGAAGCGGUUGACGCACAAGGUGGCCAUGUGUAACUUCUGGGCGAACCGGUUGUGUUGUCAGGCGGCGGAUAGGGCUAUUCAGAUUCAUGGCGGCAACGGCUACUCCCGUCACAAGCCGUUUGAGCACAUAUACCGUCAUUUCCGUCGCUAUCGCAUUACGGAGGGCUCCGAAGAGAUCCAAAUGCGCAAGAUUGGUGCAUAUCUGUUUGGAUUUAUCGGGCCAAAUAGGAUUGAGAAAUCCACGAGGCAGGCGAAGAAGGCUCGGGAGGAAGAGAAAGAGGAAACUGGGAAGGCAAAGUUGUGAAACCUGAGGUAUCAUAAUGUUUUUCGUUUGUUGAGCUUUUGCAAACGUGGGUAAGCAACCGUACUGGAAUCCAGAUAUCAUGGAAUUUGCUAUUGUUAUUGUCAGACCUAUCCGCCUUCUCAUGUAAUCUUCCACAUCAUAUACAUAGUUUCUGCAUAGCUAGCAUUCACUAUAUAUAAUCAAUCAAAGCAUUAUAUCUCUCACAGA